ACUUUUGUGAGAGACGCAGCGGCAGCGGACUGUGUUGUUCUAAGUGAGGAGACGAGCAUAGAGAGGCUGAAAUCAUGAAGCCACUUUUACUCGGAGUACUGGGCUGCUCUCUGGUUCUGGCUGUCCAAGCUUUGUACUCGGCUAGUGAUGAUGUUAUCGAGCUCACCCCAUCCAACUUUAACAGAGAGGUGAUCCAGAGUGACAGUCUGUGGCUGGUCGAGUUUUAUGCUCCCUGGUGUGGCCAUUGUCGAAAUCUAGCUCCUGAUUGGAAGAAGGCAGCUACUGCCCUCAAGGGUAUUGUCAAAGUUGGUGCUGUGGAUGCUGACGAGCACAAGUCACUGGGUGGCCAGUAUGGUGUCAGAGGGUUCCCCACCAUCAAGAUCUUUGGCGCUAAUAAGAACAAACCAGAGGAGUACCAAGGUGGACGCAGCAGCCAGGCCAUCGUGGAUGGAGCCAUGGAUGCUCUGCGUAAUCUGGUGAAAGAGAGGCUGAGCGGCAGGUCUGGUGGCUCUGGCUACAAACAGAGCGGUGGUGGUGGCAGCAGCAGCGGUGGGAACAAGAAAGAUGUGGUCGAGCUCACUGAUGACAACUUUGACAAGAUGGUGUUGGACAGUGAUGAUGUGUGGCUGGUGGAGUUUUUCGCCCCCUGGUGUGGACACUGCAAGAACCUGGAGCCUGAAUGGGCAGCUGCAGCCACAGCUGUCAAGGAGCAGACCAAGGGCAAAGUUCGCCUCGGAGCUGUGGAUGCUACUGUACACCAGGGCGUGUCCAGUCGCUAUGGGAUCCGUGGGUUUCCCACCAUCAAGAUUUUCCGCAAAGGUGAGGAGCCAGAAGACUACCAAGGAGGUCGCACCCGCGGUGACAUUAUUGAGAGGGCUUUGGAUCUGUUUUCUGACAAUGCUUCUCCUCCAGAACUGCUGGAGAUUCUCAGUGAAGAUGUCUUAAAGAAGACCUGUGAGGACAGUCAGCUGUGUAUAAUUGCUGUCCUACCACACAUCCUGGACACAGGCGCGGCUGGUAGGAACAGCUACCUGGAUGUGAUGAUGAAAAUGGCUGAGAAGUACAAGAAGAAGAUGUGGGGCUGGCUGUGGACCGAGGCAGGGGCUCAGAUGGAGCUGGAAUCCUCUCUUGGUAUUGGUGGUUUUGGCUACCCUGCCAUGGCUGCCAUCAACACACGCAAGAUGAAAUUUGCUCUGCUCAGGGGUUCCUUCAGUGAGACCGGUAUUCACGAGUUCCUCAGGGAGCUUUCUGUGGGCCGUGGCUCAACUGCCACAUUGGGAGGUGGCGUCAUGCCCAAGAUUCACACUGUUGAACAAUGGGAUGGCAAAGAUGGACAGCUUCCCGUGGAGGAGGACUACGACCUCAGUGAUGUAGAACUCGAUGACUUCAAGGACGAGUUAUGAGUCCAAAUGGGGCAGGACUGAUCCAGACUAUCUGCGUUUGGUCUGGUCUGGUCCUGUGCGAUCCACCUCCCCUCUCCUGUGGACGAAUGGGAGGCCCGGUCGCCCAGUUACUGAAAUACUUCUGAAAAGACACAUGAGAGACACCUGCGGUUUCUCACAUCAUCUUGUCAGUCACAAGGGGGACAGGAAGGAGGGGAGAGUGUGUCGUGUCCUCUGAGUGAACUCUUUCUCACAUACCUGCUGAACGGUAGAUGCCGCAUAUUUAUACAGCUGCCACCCACUGAGGAGAGGAGGGUGGAGCUUCCGAAUGUCACAUUUUUGUCAUUGUUUCACUUUUUAAAACAUUGCCUUUCCUGCCCUCGUCAAGCACCUACUUUGAGAUGUGGACUUGUCAAAUUAACACUUAAACGUCCCACCUGAUGUGACUAAAUGUGUCUUCUCUUUUUAAACCAGUGACUGAGGAUGUUGGUGAGUUUGCAUCAUGUGUGUCCAGGACAAAUGGGGAUACCAAGGGGGGACUUCUUGUGUAGAUUUUUCUUACACAACUUUAUUUCAAUUGUGUGAAAACAAAAGGACAUUUUUGUUA
Molecule: messenger RNA, 1989 nt
Organism: Pelmatolapia mariae (spotted tilapia)
Lineage: Eukaryota; Metazoa; Chordata; Actinopteri; Cichliformes; Cichlidae
Gene: pdia6
Product: protein disulfide isomerase family A, member 6
Exons: 13
Coding region: 75-1403 (442 amino acids)
Biological process (GO): response to endoplasmic reticulum stress
Cellular component (GO): endoplasmic reticulum lumen
Molecular function (GO): protein disulfide isomerase activity; protein-disulfide reductase activity
Source: RefSeq, a predicted model, not a curated record